Molecule: messenger RNA, 1233 nt
Organism: Nerophis lumbriciformis (worm pipefish)
Lineage: Eukaryota; Metazoa; Chordata; Actinopteri; Syngnathiformes; Syngnathidae
Gene: gosr1
Product: golgi SNAP receptor complex member 1
Biological process (GO): endoplasmic reticulum to Golgi vesicle-mediated transport; vesicle fusion; inter-Golgi cisterna vesicle-mediated transport
Cellular component (GO): cis-Golgi network; Golgi membrane; SNARE complex
Molecular function (GO): SNAP receptor activity
Source: RefSeq, a predicted model, not a curated record
GAGGGCGCCACGGGUUAUUUCAACGUUCAUCAGAUGACAAAUCCCGGAAGUUGGUGACGUCUCAGAAAAACAAAGAUGGCAGGAAUGGGAAGCGGUAACUACUGGGAAGACCUGCGGAAAGAAGCCAGGCAGUUGGAGAACGAACUGGACCUGAAGUUGGUGUCCUUCAGCAAACUGUGCACCAGCUACAACACUUCCAGGGAUGGCCGGCGAGGAGACACGUCUGACACUACACCGUUGCUCAACAACUCUACCCAGGACAGGAUGUUUGACACCAUGUCGGUGGAGAUGGAGCAGCUGCUGGCCAAACUGACUGCAAUAAAUGACAAAAUGGCGGAGUACACCAGCGCCCCGGGCACCGCGUCUCUGAAUGCUGCACUCAUGCACACGCUCCAGAGGCACCGAGACAUCCUACAGGAUUACACACAUGAGUUCCACAAGACCAAAGGAAACUUCUUAGCCAUUCGGGAAAGAGAAGACCUAUUAGGAUCUGUCAGAAAAGACAUUGAGAUGUACAAAAGUGGCUCUGGUGUCAACAACAGAAGAACAGAGCUGUUUCUGAAGGAACAUGAGCACCUAAGAAAUUCGGACCGACUGAUGGAUGACACAAUAAGCAUUGCCAUGGCGACCAAGGAGAAUAUGACAUCCCAAAGAGGCGUGCUGAAGUCCAUACAGAGCCGGGUCAACACGCUGGCCAACCGUUUCCCGACCAUCAACAAUCUCAUCCAGCGAAUUAACCUCCGGAAGCGACGGGACUCCCUCAUCCUGGGCACCGUGGUUGGCGUCUGCACCAUUCUCCUUUUGCUCUACGCUUUUCACUAAUCCCUGUAAAAGGAGAGGAUGGGUGUGUUCUUUUGUAGCGUAGGACUCGCAGGACUGUGGCUCGGUGGUUGAAGACCCCGGAGGCUCCUGAGCACUAAUACUUUAGGUUCCUUUCAACCGCCAGCAGGAGCUACUGAACUUUGAAUCGAGAUUUGGGACGAACGGACUACUUACGGGUGAACCAACAAGACACGGGAAACAAAAGUAGUACUUUUAGAAAUGUAUAUUAUAAUAACUCACUCAAAGAGACGUCGUACGGGAGAAACGGACAAAGAAAAUGUGUGAUGUCUUGUUUUGUUUUGUUCAUCACGCCGGGAAUAUUUUCAUUUGAAUGGUCCUUUUAAUUGAUGGUGCAAGAUGAAAAGCUCAUUCUGGGCUUGUAAAUGUGAGUCAAUAAAUUAUUCAUAUCCA